AUUGGCCGAGCGGAUCCCUCUCCGCACGCUGAUUGGCGCGUUCAAAUGUGACGUCACGCGGCCGGGCCAGUAAAAAAAGCCGCUCUGCGCGCGCCAGCGGUAACAGUUGUGAUAGCGCAGUGGUAGUGGAUGCAGGUACCAUGGCUGGUGGAAAGGCAGGCAAGGACUCCGGCAAAGCGAAAGCCAAGGCGGUAUCACGCUCGGCUCGGGCGGGACUUCAGUUCCCCGUCGGCCGUAUCCACAGGCACCUCAAGAACCGGACGACGAGCCAUGGGCGCGUCGGUGCCACGGCCGCAGUGUACAGCGCCGCCAUCCUCGAGUAUCUCACCGCCGAGGUACUUGAGUUGGCUGGCAAUGCCUCUAAGGAUCUCAAGGUGAAGCGUAUCACCCCUCGCCAUCUGCAGUUGGCCAUCCGUGGAGACGAAGAGCUGGACUCGCUCAUCAAGGCAACCAUCGCCGGUGGUGGUGUAAUUCCACAUAUCCACAAGUCGCUCAUCGGCAAGAAGGGGUCGCAGAAGCCCGUAUAAAUUUUUUCCCAGUUAGCGUAAAUGUUUGCCCAUAAGGUGUGGCUUAGGCCCAGGGACCUUUGCUGCCAUGGAUGUGCUUGGUUGAUUGUGUUAAAAGAGGAUGCUUGCUUGUGCAUGUCCAUGGCU
Penaeus monodon (black tiger shrimp) is the source of this 653-nucleotide messenger RNA. RefSeq names its product histone H2A.V (gene His2Av). The record is from RefSeq and is a predicted model, not a curated record. Gene Ontology annotation, cellular component: nucleosome. Gene Ontology annotation, molecular function: protein heterodimerization activity; DNA binding; structural constituent of chromatin. NCBI's taxonomy places the organism in Eukaryota, Metazoa, Arthropoda, Malacostraca, Decapoda, Penaeidae.